Syngnathus acus (greater pipefish) is the source of this 2243-nucleotide messenger RNA. RefSeq names its product EH-domain containing 3 (gene ehd3). The record is from RefSeq and is a predicted model, not a curated record. Lineage: Eukaryota; Metazoa; Chordata; Actinopteri; Syngnathiformes; Syngnathidae. Gene Ontology annotation, cellular component: cytoplasm; plasma membrane. Bases 409 to 2022 code for a protein of 537 amino acids. Gene Ontology annotation, biological process: endosomal transport; endocytosis. The transcript is spliced from 10 exons. Gene Ontology annotation, molecular function: GTP binding; calcium ion binding; protein binding.
AAGAGAGCGAACUCGAGAGCGAUCGAGGGAGGGAGACAAACCGGGCGGCUGCCGCACCGUAGCGCUUGCUUCCAAACACUCCUGCUCGCUCACCUCGCUGGCGUUCGUGGACUUGAAUUGGAAAGGACGCAAAUCGACUUUCCGAGCGCGCUAAAGGUGGUGCAAAGGAAGGGAGCAAGGAAAGAAGGGCGGAGGCAAGCAAGCAAGGAAGGAAGAGCGGCGGUCGACGGCCGGCCGGACGGACAGCGGAGAGGAGCGGCAGCUCAGUGCAUCAUUGAUGGGAUUCCUGUGCUCGCCCACGGCCCCAUUCUCGGACGAUCGCAAGCCAUAGGAGGGCGUGCAAUCGCUCAAACAAAGCAGGUCGCUAGCGAGAAGUGAUCGGCAGAAGACGCAGCAGGAGCAGCCAUCAUGUUCAGCUGGCUGGGAGGCGACGACCGCAGGAAGAAGGAGCCCGAGGUCUUCCAGACAGUCAGCGACGGCCUGAAGAAGCUCUACAAGACCAAGCUGCUGCCGCUGGAGGAGAGCUACAAGUUCCACGAGUUCCACUCGCCGGCGCUGGAGGAUGCCGACUUUGACAACAAGCCCAUGGUGCUGCUGGUGGGCCAGUACUCCACGGGCAAGACCAGCUUCAUACGCUACCUAUUGGAGCAGGAUUUCCCCGGGAUGCGCAUCGGGCCCGAGCCCACCACCGAUUCCUUCAUCGCCGUGAUGCACGGCGACACGGAGGGCGUGAUCCCCGGCAACGCCCUGGUGGUGGACCCCAAGAAACCCUUCCGGAAGCUCAACGCCUUUGGGAACGCCUUCCUCAACAGGUUUGUGUGCGCCCAGCUGACGAACCCGGUGUUGGAGAGCAUCAGUGUGAUCGACACGCCGGGGAUCCUGUCAGGGGAGAAACAGAGAAUCAGUCGAGGCUACGACUUUGCGGCCGUCCUGGAGUGGUUUGCCGAGCGCGUGGACCGGAUCAUCCUGCUCUUCGACGCUCACAAACUGGACAUUUCCGACGAGUUUUCCGAGGUGAUAAAGGCGCUGAAGAACCACGAGGACAAGAUCAGGGUGGUGCUGAACAAGGCCGACCAGAUCGAGACUCAGCAGCUGAUGCGAGUGUACGGCGCGCUCAUGUGGUCACUGGGGAAAAUCGUCAACACGCCGGAGGUGAUCCGCGUGUACAUCGGCUCCUUUUGGUCGCACCCGCUGCUGAUAGCCGACAACAGGAAGCUGUUUGAGGCCGAGGAGCAGGACUUGUUCAAGGACAUCCAGUCGCUGCCGCGGAACGCCGCGCUCCGGAAGCUCAACGAUCUUAUCAAGCGGGCCAGGCUAGCAAAGGUUCACGCCUACAUCAUCAGCUCCCUGAAGAAGGAGAUGCCGGCGGUGUUUGGCAGGGAGAACAGGAAGAAGGAGCUUAUCGCCAGCCUGGGCGACAUCUACAAGCGCAUCGAGCGGGAGCAUCAGAUAUCGCCUGGAGAUUUUCCAAAUCUGAAGCGGAUGCAGGACCAGCUGCAAGCUCAGGACCUGACCAAGUUCCAGCCCCUCAAGUCCAAGCUGCUGGAGGCGGCGGACGACAUGCUGGCCCACGACAUCGCCGGGCUGAUGGUGCUUGUGCGCCAGGAGGAGACGCGGCGGCCGGCGGCGGCCGUCAAGGGCGGCGCCUUCGACGGCACCCUCCACGGGCCCUUCAACCACGGCUACGGGGAGGGCGCCGGCGAGGGCAUCGACGAGGCCGACUGGGUGGUGGCGCGCGACAAGCCGGCCUACGACGAGAUUUUCUACACGCUGUCGCCCGUCGACGGCAAGGUGACGGGCGCCAACGCCAAGCGGGAGAUGCUCAAGUCCAAGCUGCCCAACUCGGUGCUGGGCAAGAUCUGGAAGCUGGCCGACAUCGACAAGGACGGCAUGCUGGACGACGACGAGUUUGCGCUGGCCAACCACCUCAUCAAAGUCAAGCUGGAGGGACACGAGCUGCCCGCCGACCUGCCGGCGCAUCUCCUGCCCCCUUCCAAGAGGAAAACCAUUGCAGAGUGCUAAAGCGAAGCGAAGCGAAGCGAAACUAGCUGCUAAGCUAGCUGCUAAGCCCCGCUAGCAUUCAAAACAUCAUUGAAAUUGUCCCGUGUCUCAUUUCAUGGAAAGCUAUGGAAGUUGUACAUGGUGAAAUAAAAGUGCGACCAUCCUAUUCAUGUACUGUCCAGCGUGUCAAUGAACACGUUACCUGUCUAAUUUUAUUUUGAUUAAAAACACACAAAAGAUCA